This is a messenger RNA of Populus nigra (black poplar), 819 nucleotides long. RefSeq lists its product as uncharacterized. The record is from RefSeq and is a predicted model, not a curated record. NCBI's taxonomy places the organism in Eukaryota, Viridiplantae, Streptophyta, Magnoliopsida, Malpighiales, Salicaceae. Gene Ontology annotation, cellular component: mitochondrion. The transcript has 2 exons. The coding region runs from base 133 to 483 and encodes 116 amino acids.
UUUCUUUUGUCCUCCUCCCCUAUCUAACUUUGGGCUUCGAUGACCCAAACCUAGGUAUCCUCUCUUUCACCAUUUUCAACCCCAAAACCCAGAACUGCCAGUCUAUCUCUCUGCCCAGACCUCCUCACAGGAAUGGAGUUCGCGAACAGACUGGUAGCCGCAGCAACAAAAGCCGCAAACAACAACACAGUGAUAAACGUGUGCCUUGUAGGAUCCUUCCUGGUGCUAGCUGCGCGAUCCGCGAACCAACAAAAUAACAUAGAAGCUUUAAAGGCCGAGAAGGAGUCGCUAGUUAAAUCGAACAAAGCCAUGAAAAAGACCAUGUGGGACUGGAAGCAACAGCUCUUCUCCGAAGCUGAGACCGACUCCGAUUUGGUCACUGUUGCCAGACUCAGGGCCAUCUACGGCGAGGCACCACCGCCACAAACUGGAGAUGCUGUGAAGGAAGAAGCAAAAUCAUCUGCAUCUAAACUUGUAAUCUAACUCUGUUUUUCCUAGUUCUUAAAGUUGCAAAUAUUGCUGGACAUUGGGGCACUCGUGGGAGUCAAUGGGAUAAAUUCCAUACUCUAGCUAGCACGUGGAUCAAAAUGUUGGUAGAACUGUGAGUGGUUCUGUGCAUUCUCUUGUAAGCAAGAAUGAUGAAUGAAUUCCAUUUUUGAGUUAAGACCAACGAGAAUUUUGCGGUGACAAAAAGAAAGAAGCUGCCAAGGUGCUGAUUGGGGACAUUCUAGCCUUGUUAUGCUCUCUUUCUUUCGUUUAUGUUAAAACCAUCAUUGCAAGAGAUAAAUAACCGGUACUGGUACUAUUUCUUGAUUUUAA